Messenger RNA from Exophiala spinifera, 231 nucleotides. RefSeq lists its product as uncharacterized. Gene Ontology annotation, biological process: carbohydrate metabolic process. The coding region runs from base 1 to 231 and encodes 76 amino acids. The transcript has a single exon. NCBI's taxonomy places the organism in Eukaryota, Fungi, Ascomycota, Eurotiomycetes, Chaetothyriales, Herpotrichiellaceae. Gene Ontology annotation, molecular function: hydrolase activity, hydrolyzing O-glycosyl compounds. The record is from RefSeq and is a predicted model, not a curated record.
AUGCCCAAUCUGGCACGAUUCCCCGAUGGCAUCAAGGGUCUUGCCGACAAGAUUCAAGACAUGGAUUUAAAGCUGGGCAUCUACAGUACUGCGGGGAAUGCAACGUGUGCAGGAUAUUCUCCUAGCCUGGGCUUCGAAGACGUUGACGCCACCGAUUUGCGGCUUGGGGUGUUGAUUGUCUCAAGUACACCAACUGCAAUGUGUCCAGAAAUUGGACCGGUCAAGAUCUAG